Molecule: messenger RNA, 1361 nt
Organism: Rana temporaria (common frog)
Lineage: Eukaryota; Metazoa; Chordata; Amphibia; Anura; Ranidae
Product: inactive hydroxysteroid dehydrogenase-like protein 1
Exons: 4
Coding region: 163-1200 (345 amino acids)
Molecular function (GO): oxidoreductase activity
Source: RefSeq, a predicted model, not a curated record
UUCGUCAGUUUAUUGCCUUAUAAUGUUGGCAUGAAAAGGAAUCAUUAAAUGUCUACAUUUUCCAUCAUGUGCUAGAAACACAAUUACUGCAAUGGAAUUGUUUUUGCUGUAGGAGACAUUAAAGUUCUAGUUGAAUUUUUCCUUUAAUAUCUAAUAUUUCAGAUGGAAAGACCCGUCUUCCGUGGAAGGAUGGAGACAGUGAAUGAGAUGUAUAAGAUCCCUGUGUUGAUAUCCAAGAGGAUGUUCCAGCUCUAUUCCAGUCACAUGGAGAUCCCGGCUGCAGUUGGAGGGUGUUUCAUCAUAUGGAAUGUUUCCAGUCUUCUUAAUUUCUGGUAUUCAAUGAUACAGCAAUAUGCCAUUCCUUUCUUUAUAAGCAGGACCAAGCAUAUCAGACAGUAUGGAGAAUGGGCUAUAGUUACUGGAGCCACAGACGGCAUUGGUAAAGCAUACGCAGAGGAAUUGGCAAGUCAUGGUAUAAAUAUCAUCCUGGUUAGUCGCAACCCUGAGAAGCUUAAAAAAGUAUCUAAAGCCAUUGCUGCGACUUACAAAGUAAAAACUCGCUUCGUAGUGGCUGAUUUCAGCCUGGGACGUGAAGUCUAUCCGCAUAUUAAGGAGGCUCUGAGAAAUGUAGAAGUGGGUAUUUUAGUUAACAAUGUUGGAGCGUACAAUGAGUAUCCACAGAUCACUACAGAGGUUCCAGAAGAAAAACUAUGGGAAAUUAUUAAUGUCAACAUUGGCGCAGCUGUCAUGAUGGUUCAUAUCGUUCUCCCAGGGAUGGUACAGAGGAAGAGAGGAGCCAUUGUCAAUGUGUCCUCUGCAACUUCUUGCAAACCCACCCCUCUAAUGAACAUGUAUGCAUCUUCCAAGUCUUUUAUGGAUUCAUUUUCUCGGGCUCUACAUUACGAAUAUGCUUCCAAGGGAAUCUUUAUUCAAAGCUUAGUUACAUAUAUAGUAAAGACCAAUAUGACAGCAUUUAGUACAUUCUUGAAGACAAAGCCAUUCGUUGUUCUUGAUGCUAAGGAUUAUGUUCGUCAAGCAGUAAGAACCAUUGGAAUAUCGAAGAGAACAGCAGGACACUUGUCUCACUCUAUCCAGUUUUCGUUAACUUAUUGGAUUCCGGAACGGCUCUGGGUUUCCAUAUUUACCUUUUUCAGCAACAUCCUUCGCAAAGAGAAGAAUCUCAAACCAGUGAAGUUAUAAAAAUGCACCACUCCAAUUUCUCUACCGUUAAAUGUGUUAAAGAUUUGCAGGAGUGGCAUCUAUUUCUGCAUCAGUUACACAAAUUAUAUUGCAUUUACAUACCUCCCAACUUUUUGAGAUGGGAAUGAGGAACACCUAUCAGCAAAAGUAUGCAGGCAUAG